This is a messenger RNA of Fraxinus pennsylvanica, 1695 nucleotides long. NCBI's taxonomy places the organism in Eukaryota, Viridiplantae, Streptophyta, Magnoliopsida, Lamiales, Oleaceae. The record is from the annotation of a GenBank genome assembly.
AUGGAGAAAAAGGAAAGCUCAAAGUUGAAUAUCGCAAUAAUUCACCCGGAUCUCGGAAUCGGUGGAGCAGAGAGAUUAAUUGUUGAUGCUGCUGUAGAACUUGCAACACGUGGACAUCACGUUCAUGUCUUCACAUCACACCAUGACAAAACACGCUGUUUUGAGGAGACCGUUUCUGGUAUCUUUCCAGUUACAGUCUAUGGUGCCUUCCUACCGCGGCAUGUUUUCUAUCGUCUACACGCAGUGUGUGCAUAUCUUCGGUGUAUUUUUGUUGCACUUUGUGUGUUGUUUAUGCAUCCUACUUUCGACAUUAUACUCGCAGAUCAGGUCUCUGUUGUCAUUCCACUCAUGAAGUUGAAAAAGUCAUCAAAGGUGGUAUUCUAUUGCCAUUUUCCGGAUCUUUUGCUUGCUCAACACACAACUGUUCUUAGGAAAAUGUAUCGCAAACCUAUAGACUAUAUAGAAGAGAUAACGACAGGUAUGGCGGAUUUAAUUCUUGUCAACAGCAAAUUCACUGCAUCUACUUUUGCAAAGACUUUCAAGCAUCUAGAUACCCGAGGAAUAAGACCUUCUGUGCUUUACCCUGCCGUCAAUGUGGAUCAGUUCGAGAAACCUACUGCUAACAAUUUGAAUUUUCUCUCCAUCAAUCGGUUUGAAAGGAAAAAGAACAUAGAGUUAGCUAUAUCUGCCUUCGCUAUGCUUUACACUGAUCCACGGAAUAUCAUACAAGGUGACAAUGAAAAUGGAGUUUCCUUGGUUAUUGUAGGUGGUUUUGAUAAACGCCUCAGAGAGAAUGUCGAGUAUCUGGAGGAACUGAAAAACUUGGCAGACAGAGAAGGUGUGUCUCACCGUGUCAGGUUCAUCACAUCUUGUACUACUACUGAAAGAAACACUCUUCUUUCUGAAUGCCUAUGUGUUCUUUACACACCUAAGGAUGAACAUUUUGGCAUUGUUCCUUUAGAAGCAAUGGCAGCCCAUAAACCUGUUAUUGCGUGCAACAGUGGGGGUCCAGUCGAGACUGUAAAAAAUGGAGUGACUGGCUUUCUAUGUGAUCCUAGCCCGCAAGAAUUCUCUACGGCUAUGGCCAAUUUCAUUCGUGAUCCUCAAAUGUCUGAGGCAAUGGGCAGAGAAGCACGAAAGCAUGUCCACCAGUCUAAUAAGUUUAGGCAUUGGGGUUACUUUGAAGGUCCUUUUAAAGGACAUGCUCCUACUGGAGAAUUGGUUCAGUUUUAUGGGAUUGGAAUUCUCAAUGUUGAUGAAUCACGGAGGGCAGAAGAUGUAGAAAUUUACUAUGAUCCAAAAAAGCUUUUGCAGCCAGCCAACUAUAUCUAUAUAUCAGCAUGCAAAUCCUCAACAAUAUUGGCAUUCCACAACUUCAUUACAUUCUUCAAGCUUUUCACUAAUUCGAAUCCAAUCGAGCUCGACAUGGCACGUUAUGCACGAUUUUCGCUUAUUUUGAUAGUCGUACUGAUUUGUUUCACGCAAUCGUUGGAAGCACGUAAGUUUCUCGAGGAUAAGAUAUCUACUUUGGAGGAAAGUUCAGUAAUGAGUGCCCUUCCCAAGGGCACUAUUCCACCUUCUUCCCCAAGUGAAAGAGGUAAUGUUGUGGCUAAUGGUGGAAAACUCUUUGGUGUCCAGCCUGGACAUGUCGAUCGCAGUUUAGUAUCUAUUCCUAGUCCUGGUAUUGGUAAUUGA